This is a messenger RNA of Tricharina praecox, 784 nucleotides long. RefSeq lists its product as uncharacterized. The transcript has a single exon. The record is from RefSeq and is a predicted model, not a curated record. NCBI's taxonomy places the organism in Eukaryota, Fungi, Ascomycota, Pezizomycetes, Pezizales, Pyronemataceae. Bases 285 to 602 code for a protein of 105 amino acids.
CAUACAGGCACACAUCCAUACACACACAGACAUACACACACAGACAUACAUACGCGAUCACACCAUUCCUUACGUACGUCAUUGGCUAACGGCUGAAGAAGACGAAGAGAAAGAAGAAGAAGUAGACAAAGAAGAAGAAGAAGAAGUCUGCAUACCACCGGCAACUCGGCUGCGCGCCAUCUCCUCGCCUCCGCACCAUCUAUAACACCAAUGCAACACCGGCAUCCGCCAGGCUCACCGGUCACGACUCGCACAUCACCCUUCCCCCAACAGCAGCAGGAAACAUGGCGCCACAGCCCCAAGUAAUAGCCCCGACGGCGACGACGACAGCGACGACCACGGCGACGGCGACCGUAUACCUGCCGGCGAUAACGUCGUACGUGCGCGCGGUGACCUCGAACGAGCCGCUGCCGGUCUCGGCCACCGUGGGCGUGUCGGUCGUCGGCGGCAUGCUGCUCAUCCUGGCGCUCGCCGGCAUCGUCAUCUGUAUCAAGCAGAAGGCGAAGCGUCGACGCCACAAGGGGAAGCGCCGUGCAACCGAGAAUGCCAACGACGGCCCAGAGAAUAUGACCUUGAAGUUGAAGCCCGUGGCGGAUGAUUGAGUGGGCCGGGUGGCAGGGGGGCGGGCGGGCGGACGGAUGGACGGAUGGACGGAGUAGGGGACGAUGAAUACCCACGGAAGUUGCGACGAUGAACUACACGGCGACGAUAUCACGGCUACGGUACCCCUCCGAUUCGAUUAUGCGUCACGAAUUCAUGCGCAUGGACUAUUCGGUCCUUAUUU